GUGGUGAGGCUGUGUGGGGCCAUGGUGGAUGCAGGCCGAGGCUUCACUCAGGCGAGCCGCCUCUUUGUGGGCGGCCUCAGGGACCUCUCUGGCCACUGCUCCCAGGACGCCGUCAUCUCGGGUCCCCUAAACCGGUUCGCUGAUGGACUUCAGGAGCUGACCAACCACAACGCAAUUUUGCUGGAGCAGGCACAGACUUCCAUCAAGAAUCAACUGCAGCGGUUUAUCCUCGACGACGUGAAAGCGCUCCGUGAGUCCCGUCGCAUGCUGCUGAGGGUGAGUGAUGAGCUGGAUUCCUCCCUGGGCCGCCACCUGGGCCUCUCGGCCUCCCGGGCCGCUCGCCCACACGAGGCCGAGGAGGCCGCUGGGGCCGUCGCCGCAGCACGGAAGUGCCAGAGGCACGUCGCCCUUCACUUCCUGUUACAGAACUUUGAGCUUCAGUGCAAGAAGAAGUUUGAGAUCUUGGACUCGGUGUUGUCGUACAUGCACGCCCAGUCAACGUUCUGUCACCAGGGCUCCGACCUCUUCAGUGACCUCGAGCCAACGAUGAAGACACUCGCCCUAAACUUGGAGCGUUUGAAGACGGAGGCUCGGACACGCAAGCGCGAGAUGGAGAUACAGCACGCACACGCACAGCAGCAGCAGCUGGAUGGCGUGGUGGACGAGUGUGAGUUGAGCUUCGACGUUGAGGCUCCCAGUGGACUCGUCAUGGAGGGAUACCUCUUUAAGAGGGCAAGCAACGCCUUCAAGUCUUGGAGCAGAAAAACACCAACACACGUCAGGAGGUGGUUUGCAAUUCAGAACAAUCAGCUGGUUUAUCAGAAGAAAUACACAGAUGUCCCCACUGCGGUGAUUGAAGAUCUCCGGCUGUGUUCCGUGAAGCCGAGCGACGAUGAACAGAGACGAUUCUGUUUUGAGGUGUCCUCACCAACCAAGAGCUGCGUUCUCCAGGCCGACUCUGACCAGGCGAGACGGAUUUGGACUCAGGCUGUCCAAGCGAGUAUCAACUCCGCAUACAGAGAGCCCCGCGUCUACCCCCUCCCCCCACCGCCCCCCUCCCUCCCCGUCGACCCCUCCCCUCACCACCCCCCAAGCCCCGCCCACACCGCGCAAGCCACGCCCCCUCCCAGCUGCGUGCUUGCUCAGGUUCAGGCUGUGGACGGCAACUCCCUCUGUGGAGACUGCGGACACUCAGAUCCUCGCUGGGCAAGCAUCAACCUGGGCAUAGCCCUGUGCAUCGAGUGCUCUGGCAUACACAGGAGUCUGGGAGUUCACGUCUCUAAAGUUCGCUCCCUGACCCUCGACACGUGGGAGCCGGAGUUAGUUAAGGUGAUGUGCCUGUUGGGUAACCGUGUGGUGAACAGCUUCUACGAGGAGAUUCUGGACCCAUCCGUGCCUCGCUCCACUCCUCACAGCUCCCGGUAACCCAUGGCAACAAGCCCCAUA
Molecule: messenger RNA, 1446 nt
Organism: Petromyzon marinus (sea lamprey)
Lineage: Eukaryota; Metazoa; Chordata; Hyperoartia; Petromyzontiformes; Petromyzontidae
Source: RefSeq, a predicted model, not a curated record